This is a messenger RNA of Suillus subalutaceus, 1078 nucleotides long. Its product is annotated as mitochondrial carrier. Lineage: Eukaryota; Fungi; Basidiomycota; Agaricomycetes; Boletales; Suillaceae. The record is from RefSeq and is a predicted model, not a curated record. Bases 1 to 1050 code for a protein of 349 amino acids. The transcript is spliced from 8 exons.
AUGUCUGCCGGGAUUAACGUUCCCGAGGAACAGCCUUUGCUGUCCAACUCGAAGCCGCCAAGCUAUCAUGAUAACCCCACAAGUCGCACUCAGGAUGAGGAGGCACUGAUAGUAGACGAGACCAGUGACUCCCCGAAAGAGCCAUGGUCCACGAGGCAAAUAACUGUCUAUAGCAUUCUGACAUUGCUUGGAUUGUUUAUAUUGGCCAUAUUCAUCAAAGGCUUCAUUGAAGCGGAUGAUACGAAGUUUGACCUUGGAAAAGCGUUCAAGAGUGCGCUAGGAGGGGGGUUAAGUGGGGCUGCGGCUAUGGUGUUGCAGGUCUUGGCGCUCAUGCCUCUGCGCACAAUCAUGAAUUACCAAUACCGAUACGGCACAACGACAACGCAGGCUACCAAGAUUUUAUACGCUGAUGGCGGCUGGACGCGGUAUUACCAAGGCCUCACCGCAGCUCUGGUUCAAGGGCCAGUGUCCCGCUUUGGCGACACCGCUGCCAAUGCAGGCAUUCUCGCCCUCCUUCAAAGUAAUUCAUAUAUGAAAACCUUGCCCACGCUUGCAAAGACAUUAUUCCGCAAGUUUGACACGAUCAAGACGACCAUGCAGACGCAGGGUAAGGAAGGCAUGGCAUUACUGAGAGCUAGGGUCAAGAAAUAUGGCAUUGGCAGCCUAUGGUAUGGUGCUCUCGCGACCGCAGCUGCCACAUUCGUCGGUCACUACCCAUGGUUCGGGACGUACAACUAUCUCAAUGCGGUCCUCCCACUUCCAGCGACUAUACUGCAGAAACUCCUUCGUUCCGCUGUAAUCGGCUUUGCAGCUUCCAUCGCCUCUGACACCAUUUCUAACUCUCUUCGCGUGCUGAAGACCUACCGACAAGUCAAUGCUACCCGAAUUGGAUAUGCCGAUGCCGCCCGCGCUGUCAUCGCAGCAGAUGGCCUCAAGGGUCUGUUUGGGCGGGGACUCAAAACCCGUAUCUUGGCGAACGGCCUCCAGGGAAUCAUGUUUUCAAUACUGUGGAAGUUAUUUUUGGAUUUGUGGGAAGACAAGACGAAUUAGAUAAGUUCUGGAGUAAUGCAUAUGCAUA